Copidosoma floridanum is the source of this 4247-nucleotide messenger RNA. It is a transcript of the gene scaf6, whose product is annotated as SR-related CTD associated factor 6. Gene Ontology annotation, biological process: RNA processing; intracellular calcium ion homeostasis. Gene Ontology annotation, cellular component: perinuclear region of cytoplasm. The record is from RefSeq and is a predicted model, not a curated record. Gene Ontology annotation, molecular function: RNA binding. NCBI's taxonomy places the organism in Eukaryota, Metazoa, Arthropoda, Insecta, Hymenoptera, Encyrtidae.
UAGUCUUCUGUAAGAGAAGAAUCGGCUUCCUACAGCUCGGUCGGUCGGGUCGAGUCGGCUUGGUGUGACGGUAUGGACUAUAUUAUAUACAGUCAUUGGAGAGUCUCGUUUCUCCAUCCGCAGUUGAUGCAUUUUUGUUUCGGAGUCGGGGCUAAAUUAUCGCCGAUAAAUAUGCCUCAAAAGUGUUGAAUACAAGCGCGUAUCGCGGACGUUGACGGUCAAGUUGUGUGUGCUGUGAUAAUUGUUGGUUUAAAGAGUUGGUUAAAAUCUGAGAGCUGAAGAAAAUGGACCAGGCACCGGCAGAUACCGAACUGCGUAACAUCAUUGACAAGUUGGCACAGUUCGUGGCAAGAAAUGGACCAGAAUUUGAGCAAAUGACAAAAAAUAAGCAAAAAGACAACCCCAAGUUUAGCUUCUUGUUUGGUGGCGAAUAUUUCAACUACUACCAAUACAAAGUCACCACAGAACAAGCCAUUUUAAAGCAAAAAGGAAUAAAUCAAAUGCAAAAUGCAGAUCCACGUUUGAACGUUUCACAGCAAGCACCAGUUGCAGUCAAUAAUGUUGGUAUGGCCCAGAACAAUGGCCUUAAUCCAAUGAACAUGGGUCCUAGUGGGAAUCCCGCCAUGGUAAACUCUGGAGCCCCUCACCCAGGACCUGGUAACCAUACAAAUGCUGCACCAGGUCACAUGCCUAACAUGCAUCAAAAUUCUGGCCCUGGACACCAUCCUGGACCUGGACCUGGACCUGGACCUGGGACACAAAAUUCUAUUAACAGAUCAUCGGGUUGGCUUCAAAAUGAGUUAGCUAAUCUUCAGACUCAACAAACAACUCUGCAAGAUCAAGUGAGACAGUCAGAACAAAACUUGGCAGCACAGCAUGCUGCUUUAAUGGCACAACAGCAGGGUCGUGUUGAGGAUGCUGUUAGACAAGCUCAGGAGAGCAAUUUGCAAAAUAAUGCCCAGACGACUAAUACAGAUUUAACUGGCUUUGAUACUGUACUGCAGCCAAUCAUCGACAGUUGUACAAAAGAUAGCAUUAGUGCUGGAAAAGCCUGGAUAUUGUUAAAUUCCACAACUUUGGAAAGCAAUCAAGUAAUUGCAGAACAUUUACUGAAAAGAGUUAUUCAAGAAACGGUUUUUAAUCAUAAACUUCAUAUUAUUUAUCUCGUAAAUGAUGUGUUGCAUCAUUGUGCUCGAAAAAAAUCAUUGGACUUAAGAAAAGCUAUGGAAAGUGUUGUUGUACCAAUGUUUUGUAAUGCAUCAUUAGCAGCCUCAGAAGAUCAAAUAAAUAAAUUGAAUAAGCUUUUAAGUUUGUGGGAGUCAAAGAAUAAUUAUUUUGAAGAAGGCAUUAUAGAUAAAUUGAAGAAUCCAAGUGCUUCCUGGGCAGAUUACCAAGCUAGCGUGAUGUCUCAACAUGCCAAUGCGAUUACCACGAUCACUUCGACAACCAAGCAGACAUUUGAUAAUUAUCAAGCCCAACAUCAAGCUUUCGUUAAUCAUGCAUUAAGACAAAUACAAAAUAUUGAACAGCAAAAGAUUGUAAUCGAUAGACAACUAAAAGCACCACCCCCUGCGCCCAUGGAGCAAAAAAAUGUACCUCCACCACCACAUUCUGGACAUCAGGGACCACCACCAGGACCGCACCCUGAUCGAGGCUCGCACUUUGGAGGUAUGCAACCGGAUGAUCUAGGACCGCGCUUUGGUAGUGUGCACAGAGAUGACAGACCGCAAAUGUACGAAGCUCAGCACAGAGAAGAUAGAUUUAGUAAUAUGCAGUUUGAUGACCGACCACCUCGUGAUGAUCGCAACCAACCCUACGGACCACCUGACGACAGAAGGCCACCCUACGGGGGUCCUCAUGACGACAGGUUCGAUGACAGAGGGUCACACUACAUGCCUCGAUCACAUGAUAUGGAUCGGCCACACUCAUACGGUGGUCCACCGCACGACGAUCGAGGCCAACCCUACGGAUAUUCAGAUCGGCCUCACUCAUUCGCUGGUCCGCCAAGAUGCCCUCCUUCGGCUGGUCCGCAUCAAGGACCACCUCCCUACCCGCCCUAUAGAGGUCAUAUUUCAUCAAGGGAACUAAACUCUGAUAUGGGUCCUCACGACGAUCCAAUAGGACACGGUGGUAUGCCUCCUGACUAUCCGCCUCAUAGAGGUCAUAUGCCACAUGGUCCACCAAGGGAACACAAUAAUGAAAUGGGCCCUCGCGAUGAUCCAAUGGGACACGGUGGAAUGCCUCCUGAUUAUCCACCCCAUAGAGGUCAUAUGCCACAUGGUCCACCAAGGGAACUUAAUAAUGAAAUGGGCCCUCGCGAUGAUCCAAUGGGACACGGUGGAAUGCCUCCUGAUUAUCCGCCCCACAGAGGUCAUAUGCCACAUGGUCCAUCAAGAGAACACAAUACUGACAUGGGCCCUCACGGCGAUCCAAUGGGACACGGUGGCCCACCAAUGUCAGGCCCACCAAUGUCAGGUCCACCAAUGUCAGGCCCACCUGGUCAUGGUGGCCCUCCCCGUGGCCCACAUGGAGGUCCUAUGGGCGGUGACCCGAAUUUUAGCCAACCACCACCUGGCUGGAACAUGCCACCUGGUGGUGGUGUUAGUGGCGGUAUCGGUGGUCCUCCGGGGGGUCCUGAAUCAUUCACUCAUCUGCCUUUACCUGACUUAUCGAAACCACCACCGGGCUUUGGUAUGCCUUCAGGCCCACCUCCGCUAAUGUCCCAAGAAAUUUGUUUGGACGACUUGAUGCCUAGCAUGCCUUACUUCGAACUUCCUGCUGGGCUUAUGGUACCUCUUAUCAAGCUUGAAGAUUGUGAGUACAAGAGUUUGAAUGCAGAUGCCAUCAGGCUUCCACCACCAGCACCGCCAAGUGAUAGGCUUAUUGCCGCUGUCGAAGCAUUCUAUGCAUUACCUAAUCACGAUUCGCCAAGAGACAGUGAUGGUUGGGAGAAGCUUGGUUUAUACGAAUACUACAGAGCCAAGAACGCAGCACGAAAGCGCAAGGAAGAUGACAUACACUGUGGGCUCAGGCCAAAGUCCAGAUCGCCAUCGCCGAUAAUAAGACCCCGUUCGAAAAGCCUAAGUCCACCAAAGAAACGAUACAGAAGCAAAUCACGAAGUCGAUCGAGGUCUAAAUCUCGAGAGAGGCCGAAAAGUAGAUCAAGAACGCCACCGCCAACGCCUAAUCACCGACGAAAUAAUCGUUCGAAUCACAAUAAUCGGAAUCGCAGAAGGCGAAAUAGUGGUAAAGGUGAUCAAAUGCAACAACAACAGCAGCAUCAGCCACCACCCACGCCAGACAGAAGGCUCGAGCGAUCAGAAAGGAGUCCGACACCUCCUAGUUUCCUAGGGUCGAUGUACAGCAAAGCUAAUCAAGAAAUGUCUCUUGAUGAGAGCAAUAAAGGCCACCAGCUGCUACGUAAAAUGGGUUGGGGUGGUGCCGGUCUCGGUGCAAACGAGCAAGGCAUCGAAGCUCCGAUAUCGGGUGGUGAAGUGCGCGAUCGAACCGAUCAAUAUAAAGGCGUGGGUAUAAAUCUUAAUGAUCCAUAUGAAAACUUCCGUAAAAGUAAAGGUCAAGCCUUUAUUACGCGAAUGAAGGCGAGGGCCGAGGAACGUGCCGAGGAAAGGGGGGACAGAAUAAAAGAUCCAGAUAGUAAACCAGUGUAAAUCGAAAGACAAUUUCUUUUUUUUUUUUUUAAGUUCGAAUCGUGUGCGCAUUUACCUUCUCGCAAAACAAAUCAUACAGAAAGGCGUGUAUGGAAGUGUUAUGAUUGAAUGUUUUUGAGAUUAAAAACUGUUAAAUAAUUAUUGUAAAAUCGUGAAAAAUGUCACUUUUGUAUGUCUGCAUGCGAGAUAUUAUGUUAUUAAGAAUUUUUUAAUAUUUGAAAUCUUGAAUGUAUAUUUGGUAAGUUCUAUUUGAAUUGUAAGAGUAAAAUGUUUGAAUUAACAUUGAUUGACAUGUGCGUGAGAUUUUCAAAAUCGACUGUAGGCAUAGACUUUUUGGUUUUUACGAUGAUGAAGGGAAAAACGCUUUCCUAUUGAUUAAUUUUUUAACCAAUUAAUCAUUUAAUCAUGGUUAAAACACUCUAAAACCUCAGAAAAAAAAGGUAUCGAGCCAAUGAACUGUGCAGAAACUUGAAUUUGUAUCUAUAGUUUUAGCGAUAACUGAUAAAAUGUAACAAUAAAUCCGAAAACUUCUUUAUAAGAAUUUUUUUUAUUCAAAAUUCUUAAUCCUAUCGAGUAGCA